This is a messenger RNA of Leptomonas pyrrhocoris, 934 nucleotides long. RefSeq lists its product as hypothetical. Lineage: Eukaryota; Euglenozoa; Kinetoplastea; Trypanosomatida; Trypanosomatidae. Bases 110 to 934 code for a protein of 274 amino acids. The transcript has a single exon. The record is from RefSeq and is a predicted model, not a curated record. Gene Ontology annotation, molecular function: protein-folding chaperone binding.
AGGAGAAGUAGAAUCCACGACAGCAGCACGAGGUUUCGCGCCAAGCGCAUCAACCGCACACGUACAUACUCGCAUACACACUCGCAGCAGCAACCACGAGAGCAGAAGCAUGUGGGCGGCGUGGACGUCAUCUUCGAUGACCACACCCACCAGCUCAGCUGGUGCUGCUGAGUCCACACCGUCCGUCGCCGCUGCCUUGGCGUCUUCGCCAUCCCCCGUCGCAUCUCAAAUCCCGCAGUGGCGGCUGCUCACUGCCGUCUCGCAGCGGGUAGCACAGAAGUGGCCUCGCACUUUGCCUCAGCUCACACGUCUCACCGUUGCCGUCGCUGCCGUGGCCGCUCUUGUUGGGACGGUGGUGUUUGCUCGUGGUGCUCAUCAGCGCUGUCGCCGUCGCCGUCUCCCGACAUCCACUGGCGAGGAUGAGGAAGACGUACCACACGCCUCCUCUCACACCGGCGCUGGUGCGAGCGCAGACACGUCGAAGCAACAGGACGACUCUGAUGCUGAUGCUAUUCAAUUUGCAGACCCGGCCGAGAGCGCCUUCAACGCGUACGUGCAGCGCCUUCGGCGGCAAAAGGAGCCGGUGCUGCUGAGCGCCAUUGCGCAGCUCGAGUCCGCCGCCGCUGAAUUGAAAGCCGCGCAACACGCUGCGGAGCACCCCAACGCGGAAGGAGAUCAAAACGAAAUGGAGAGGGAAGGCGGCGACGGCGACGAUGGCGUUGCGCAGGUUGCGGCGAAGGUGCAUCGUGCUGCGGUGGUGGCCGAUGAGUUGCUGACGCAGUGGAUCUGCAGUCUCGACGGUGUGCCGGUGCGGCAGAGUAAGCACUUAAAACAGCGUCGUAAAGAGCUGGUGCAGCGCGCUGCUCUUCUCAGUCAGCGCAUUGCGCCUUACCUGCACCCUGCCGCUUCAGCGACGCUACGAGAGGUGACGUGA